Molecule: messenger RNA, 4587 nt
Organism: Dictyostelium discoideum AX4
Lineage: Eukaryota; Evosea; Eumycetozoa; Dictyosteliales; Dictyosteliaceae
Exons: 1
Coding region: 1-4587 (1528 amino acids)
Molecular function (GO): nucleic acid binding; RNA binding
Source: RefSeq, a predicted model, not a curated record
AUGGAUAAAAUCAAUUUAAAUAAUAAAAAUGAAAGCGAAGAUGAAGAUAAGAGAGAUGGUUCAAAGUAUAAAAAAUAUCAAAAACUAAAUGAUAGUGGAAAUGAAAUUCAACAAAAUGAAAUUGAAAAUAAACAUAAAAAUGAAAUUAAAUUAGAAAAUAAUAAUAUCGACAAUAAUAUCGACAAUAAUAAUAAUAAUAAUAAUAAAAAUAAUAAUAAUAAUAAUAAUAAUAAUAAUAAUAAUAAUAAUAAUAAUAAUAAUAAUAAUAAUAAUAAUAAUAAUAGUAAUAAUAAAAACAAUAAGACUCAGAAUGAAAAAGAAAAUGAAGAGGAGGAGGAGGAGGAAGAAGGAUCAAUCAGAGAUGAUAUAAAAGAUAUAAAAUUAUCAAAUAAUGUUAAAGAAAUUGAAAGUAAUAACAUAAAUAAUGAUAAAAAACAACAAGACCAACAAAUAGAAAAAACAAUAAACAAAUUUAGUACUACCACUAAUAAAGAAGAAACUAAAGAAUCAAUAAUAUCAUUUGGCUCAACAAUAAAAAAACAAAUGUCACCUCCUUCAACUUUACCACAAAAUUCAACGUCCACCACCAACACAACAAAAGUAACCAACAAUAAGAGACCAAUAUUAUUCAGUAGUAGUUCAUACUCUGAUGAUGACGACGAUGAUGUAUAUCCACCUCAUACUUAUAACAUAGAUCAAUAUGAUGAUUCAGAAGAUGAAGAUCGUCGUCAUAAUGAUGACUCUGAUGAUGAUUAUAGAAAUAUUAGAAAUCAAAGUGGUAUUAAUAAUAAUAAUAAUAAUAAUAGUAAAAAUAAUAAUAAUAACAAUAGUAGUAAUAAUAAUAACAAUUAUAAUAGUGGAAGUAGUAGUAGUAGAGGAAAUACCAGUAGAAUUAAUACUAAUCGUUAUUAUAGUCAUAAAAGACCAUUAAAAAGAUUUGAACAUGAUGAUGACUCUAUUGAGAGUACAAUUAAAAAUUUUAAUAUAAAUGAAUCAAUAAUUGAACCACUACCUUUAAAUACUAUUAAAUCUAUAGAGGAGUUUAAUUUAAAGGAUGACUCAACACCAACUACUAAUACUAAUAAUAAUAAUAAUAAUAAUAAUAAUAAUAAUAAUAAUAAUAAUAAUAAUGUUGAUGAUAGUACUAAUAAUGAUGAUUCAAAUAAUACUAAUAAUAAUAAAAAUAAUAAAAAUAAUAAUGAUGAAAACGAAGAUAAGGAUAAAAGUAAUAAUGGCAAAAAUAAUGUUUACACAGAUAAACAAACCAAAGAAUAUAUUUCACAUCUAUCAACUUCUCCAAAAUCAACAAUACCGUCUUCAUCAUCAUCAUCAUCAUCAUCAUCAUCAUCAUCAUCAUCAUCUACCAACAAUAUACCAACAGCAGCAGAGAAUCAAAUUAAAAAGAAAAAUAACAAUAAUAAUAUCAAUAGUAACAACAAUACAAACAGUAAUACUAUUAAUAAUUCCUUUAGUUCAAACCUAAAAAUUAAUAAAACUCCAAUCAAUACACAUAAAACACAAUCAUCUAAAUUCUCACUUACCCCAUCAUUUUUAGCCAACAACAACAACAUCAACAGCAACAACAACAACAGCAACAACAAUAAUAAUAAUAUUAAUAACAACACUAUUAAUAACAAUAGUUAUGGUAGUUAUAAUUCUGGUUAUUCAAGUAGUUCUUUUAAUAUAGCUAGUAAUAACACUUUUAAGUACAAUAGUACUGGUGGUGGUGUUGGCAGCGGUAAUAUUAGUGCCACUAACGUCAAUACCAAUAUUGGUACUAUUAAUAGUCUCAAUAGUAAUAAUUUAAUUAAUUCAGCAUCAAUAAAUAGUCCUAUGGCAUUCAGUCAACCAACCAUAUUGUAUCCAAAUUAUUUUCCAACACCAAUGGCACCAUAUGACCCAAAUCAAUUUUAUUUACAAUAUUCAAACUUUAUGAACCAACAAUUCAUACAGCAACACCAACAACAGUUUCAAUAUCAGUAUCAUCAUCAAGCCCAACAACAACAACAAUAUCAAUAUCAAGCCCAACAGCAACAACAACAACAACAACAACAACAACUUCAACAACAGCAAAAACAAAUUCAACAAUCAAAACAACAACAAGCUCAACAACAAGCCCAACAACAACAACAAGCCCAUCAACAAGUCCAACAACAAGCACAACAACAAUCACAACCACAAAAACAACAAUCACAACAACAAUCACAACAACAACAACAACAAGCACAACAACAAUCACAACAACAAAUUAAUCAAGAAAUUUUGGAACAACAACAAGAUCAAGAAUUAGUACCCUAUUCAAGAAUAUUUAUAAUCUGUAAUAAGAGUAUAACUGAAAAGAAUUUAGAGGAUUGUUUUAAGGUUUAUGGUUCAAUUGAAUCAUGUAGGAUUGUAAUUGAUAAGGAUACCAAUGAAUCAAAAGGAUAUGCAUAUAUAAAGUAUACAAAAACUUCAUCUGCAGCAUUAGCAAUUGAAGAAAUGAAUGGUAAAAUAUUAGAAAUGGAUUCAAGUUGUUCACCAAUUAGAGUAUUGAUAGCCGAAGCAAAGGGUACAAAAACUAAACCAUUACUUUCUUCUGAUCCAGAAGAUCAUCCACCAAAUUCACGUUUAUUCGUGGUUUGUAAUAAAUCAUUAACUGAACAAGAGUUGAAAAAUAAAUUCAAAGAGUUUGGUAAUUUAGAAAAUGUUAGAUUAAUUCGUGAAAAGAGUACAAAUGAUUCAAAGGGUUGUGCUUUCAUUAAGUUUUCAAAAGCAUCAACUGCUGCAAUCGCAAUGGAAUCAAUCAAUAUCUCAAAUACUGGUGAAGAAUAUCCAUUAAAAGUUUUCAUUGCUCAACCUAAAGUUAAAUAUAAUAAAUCAAAUCAACCAACCGGAGCAAAUACAACAACAACUACUACCACCACUAAUACUAAUACUAAUAAUAAUAAUAAUAAUAAUAAUAAUAGUACAAAUUUAAAUCAAUCAAAAGUACCAACAACAACAACAACUAAUACUAAUAAUAAUAAUAAUAAUAAUAAUAAUAAUAAUAAUAGUACAAAUUUAAAUCAAUCAAAAGUACCAACAAAUGAAUCUUCAUCAACACUUACAGCAUCUAAUGACACAAUAAUUAAAAAUUUUAGAAGUUUUGAAAUUGAUAGGUCACCUACAAUAAAAAAAAAUAAAGAAAAAGAAAUUAUUAAAAACAAUCAUGACAAUGACAAUGAAAAUGAAAAUAAAAAUGAAAAUGAAAAGGAAAAUGACAACCAAAAUGAAAAGGAAAAUGAGAAUGAAAAUGAAAAUAAAAAUAAAAAUGAAAAUAAAAAUGAAAAUGAAAUAAAAAAUGAAAAUGAAAAUGAAAAUGAAAAUGAAAAUGAAAAUGAAAAUGAAAAUGAAAAUGAAAAUAAAAAUGAAAAUGAAAAUGAAAAAGAAAAUGAAAAUGAAAAUAAAAAUAAAAAUGAAAAUGUAAAUGAAAAUAAAAAUGAACAAGAGGAAGAAAAAGAAAAUAAUAAUAAUAAUAAUAAUAAUAAUAAUAAUAAUAAUAAUAAUAAUAAUAAUAAUAAUAAUAAUAAUAAUAAUAAUAGAAAACAAAAAAAUAUUUCUGAACAAAAAGAUAAUCCUAAAAAUGAAUUAUUAAUUGGAAUUGAAAAUAAAGAAAAGAAAAUAAUUGUAAAUAGUAAUUUAGAGAAUGACCAAGAUGAAAAUAGUAUAGUUGGUAAUCUUAGUUCAAUUUCAGAGGUUUUACCAGUAAGUUAUGUUGAUUAUCCAAAUCCUUAUGCUUUACCUGUUUCUCGUCAAAGAUUAUUUGUGGUUUGUCAUAAAUCAAUUUCACAAGAGAAUCUUUAUCGUUUAUUCUCUCGUUAUCCUGGUAUGGAAUAUUGUGAUUUGAAAAAAGAUAAAAACACAGGAAAAUCAAAGGGUUUUGCUUAUGUUAACUAUAGUAGUCCUCAAGCUGCUCUUUUAGCAAAAAAUGAUUUAAAUGGAAUUAAAUAUCCAACUAGUCAUACUUUAAAAGUUGUUUUCGCUGAACCAUUAGGUAUAAAACAGAUUAAUAAUAACUUUAAUAAUAAUUUACUUCCACCAACCCAAAUUUUCCCACAAAAACCAACUCAACUUUUACAAAAUACAAAUAAUAAUUAUAAUAAUAUUAAUAAUAAUAAUAAUAUUAAUAAUAAUAAUAAAAAUAAUAAUAAUAAUGUAGUAAAAACUCAAAAUAAUAAUAUUAUUCAAAAUAAUAUUAAUAAUAAUAAUAAUAAAAACUUGAAUAAUAACAUUGGUAAUAAUGACAAAAAUGAUGAUAAUAAUAAAUUAAACAAAAAUGAUAAUAUAAAUAAAAAUUAUAAUAACAAUAAUAAUGAAAAUGAUACCAAUAAUAGUGAAGAUGAAAAUGUUGGUAAUAAUACUAGUAGUGAUACAGAUAGCAAUGAAAAAGUUAAUGAAAAUCAAGAUGGGAAUGAAAGUUUUGAAAAUGAAGAAAUAGAUAGUAAUGAUGGUGAAAGUAAUGAAGAUGGUGAUCAUUUAGUAUCCUCCAUUCAAAAUAGUUUUGCGCAAAUGCCUUCAAUUAAAAGAAAUAGUAAUGAUGCUAGAAAGAGACAAAAAAUAAAUAUUUAA